UUGACCAAUAACCAGCCUCCCUGUUAAAUACUUCCGGUGGCAUUUCCGGUCUGUGUUUGUAAACUAGAAGGAAAAUUGGAAGAUCUGCAAGAAACCAAAUAAGCAAAAGUCAGAUUAAAAAGACUGGUUUGCUGGGCUGUGAAGUGUUGUUGUCCAGCAUGGCACUAAUGCAGGCCAACAGUAUACCAGGGCAGAAGAUGAUGUCACCUUUGGGGCAAGGGCGAAGAGACUGUCCUGAGUCCGACCUGCAGCUCUGUCAAAACCACAGACACCAGGUGCAGCACGGACAGCCUCCACACAGCCAUGUUAACCAUCUGUCAGCAGGGGUCGGUCCUCUGCUGGUUGGAAAAGAUGGGCGCUAUUGUUCAUCUAUUUUGAAUGAAGACAUGUUGGCAAAUCAGAAUAUGCAACCCAAAAAGAAGCACAGAAAGUCUCCUUCGCCCACCAAAAUAAAAGCAGAAGAACAGCGUUUUAUGGCACCACUUGAAGAUGAUGAAUUAUCUCUAAAAGUUCAGAAGAAUUUUAUCUGUGACCAUUGUUACGGAGCCUUCAGGAGCAGCUAUCAUCUUAAGAGACAUAUAUUGACCCAUACAGGAGAAAAGCCAUUUGCCUGUGAUUCAUGUGAUAUGCGCUUUAUUCAGCGUUAUCAUCUGGACAGACACAAACGUGUUCACAGUGGUGAAAAACCGUACCAGUGUGAUCGCUGCCGUCAGAACUUCUCACGGACAGAUCGGCUGCUGAGACAUAGACGUUUAUGUACAACAGGAAUUGUUAAAGAAGAAAAUCAGUCUUACUCGCAGGCAGCCUCCUCACACACUAGUGCCUGGGGAUCUUUACAGUCAGCUAACAGUCGUCUAACUGUGUGACCUGCUGGCUUCCUCUAACAUGGACUCAAUACAAUACUGCAGAAAAAGCCACGGUCUGAAAAACUCUCACACACUGAAACAGCCUAUCAGACGUACCUUACUGACCUUCUAAAUUAAAGAGCAUUUGAUGGACUUCAGACCCAUAACAUUGAUGGCGUGAGAGAAUGGCAAUCAUCAACUUUUACAUGGACAUCUAAAGAUGUAACUGUUCUACAAAAAAGUUUGUGAAUGACAAACUUAUGUGCUCUCAAGUCCUACAGACAAGUAAGAUUGUAGUGAGCACUCAUGAGGCAUAAAGGAUCAUUUACGGAUUUUUCUUUAUGGUUACAUUUAUUUUAGUUGUUACAUUCAGCAUACUGGUUACAUCCUUGUCUAUUUGAAGACUAGUCCAGACCAAAUCAUCAUUCGCUACAUAUAUCAAGGUCUCCUCCCACUAUUGCAAAAAUCCAAACAAACCCAACCAUGAUUAUCCAUGCAAACCAGUAAGUAAAAGAACACCAGAAAUGACUCUUUCAAGCUCCACAACACUAUGACUGACUGUGAAGCAUAGGAGCUUCCAGUGAGUGAGAAAUGUUGUCCAAUGCCAACCAAGGAAACAUGUCAGUAGAACUUGACACCAGCUCUCAAUGGUCACUAAUGUCUGGAGUGGCCCUUUACUUCCAAACAUGUAUACUGAUGUAUAUUAAUUGAUUGCAAGCAAUGUUAUUAUACAAAUCAAGUGUUCUACCUGAUCAUUCUCUAGUCCUAAUGCUUCAUUUUGAAAGAUUAGUUUUGUUGUACUGGAUAGCAGAUUGGAUGUGGUUUGAUAAACAAUGGGUUGCAAACCUGACAGUUGCUCUAGCAGGACAAAUGUGUUCUGUGCCUGUUCGAGAUAAAUCAGAAUUACAGGAAAGUGUUAGAUUUUGUCCAAUGUAGUUGUAGAGUGUAGACGCAACUCUCUUAUAUACAUAUAUACUCUUUUUAAUAUAUUUUAAAUAAGUCUUAAGUAGGGGUCACCAAGGGGCCUAAAUGCAGUUUAGUUUUAUAAGUUUCCAGAGUUUUGCAGGAAUCCUUUUCCCUCCUCUGCAUUUUAUAGCUGAAGUGAAGCAUUUACACUGAUUUUUAAUUAAUGAUAAUUGAAGAGUUGUGUAGAGCUACAAGUCUAAAUAAACAUUCCAAUAUAUUG
Boleophthalmus pectinirostris (great blue-spotted mudskipper) is the source of this 2031-nucleotide messenger RNA. RefSeq names its product zinc finger protein 740b (gene znf740b). NCBI's taxonomy places the organism in Eukaryota, Metazoa, Chordata, Actinopteri, Gobiiformes, Gobiidae. Gene Ontology annotation, cellular component: nucleus. Gene Ontology annotation, molecular function: RNA polymerase II cis-regulatory region sequence-specific DNA binding; DNA-binding transcription factor activity, RNA polymerase II-specific. The record is from RefSeq and is a predicted model, not a curated record. The transcript has 6 exons. Gene Ontology annotation, biological process: regulation of transcription by RNA polymerase II. The coding region runs from base 159 to 866 and encodes 235 amino acids.